CUCAUGUCAGCCCUUGAAGCAUUUGUAAAUGAACAGAAGAAAAAAGCUGGUGGAAACGGCAUUGGCGGAGGUGGUAUCGGUUCUGCUUCCUUCAAUCCGUUUGUUGACUUACGAAGCAAACUUACAACUUCUUUGAGUAGUUUACCUCUUCUUUCACGUUCUGAGACCGCCGAUUCAGAGUCAUUGACUGGUGAGCUGGGAGCAGAUGGCCAGUUGCCGAACACAAGGAACAGAAAGAACAGUGGUUGGUUCUCCUUCGGAGAUGAGAAUUUCUUCGGUAUGUCACGCACACAGAGGAUUUUCGCCUUCUUCUUGUCACUUCUGGGCUCAAUUUUCUGCUUCUCAACGGUAGGGAUUAUUUAG
Molecule: messenger RNA, 363 nt
Organism: Angiostrongylus costaricensis
Lineage: Eukaryota; Metazoa; Nematoda; Chromadorea; Rhabditida; Metastrongylidae
Source: the annotation of a GenBank genome assembly